Prorocentrum cordatum is the source of this 607-nucleotide messenger RNA. The record is from the annotation of a GenBank genome assembly. Lineage: Eukaryota; Dinophyceae; Prorocentrales; Prorocentraceae.
GACUGGGCAUACAUCAACUACUCGCAGGUGCCGCUGACUGGUCCCGGAGACUACCUCGGUGCCGGGCACUGGUCGGACCCCGAGGAGUCCAUGAUCGACUGGGACGCCCUGAGGCUCUUCCUGAAGAGGUGUGGUUGUCUCCUGCUGUGCGCGGUGGUCGUCGCGGCGGUGACGUGGCCUUUUAUCUCCCGCAGGUUUGACAAGACCGAGGACGAGGCCAGGCGCACCUCGGUCGGCAUGGAGGCUGAAGAGCCGGCGCCGCUGCCAGCGCCGACAGAGCCAGGAGCAGCGCACGGAGCUUGGACGGACCCGCCGUCGACCUCGUCGACGGGGCUGCGCAGCACCAGCUCGUCGACCGCGCCCACCAGCACCAGCUCGUCGACCGCGCCCACCAGCACCAGCUCGUCGACCGCGCCCACCAGCACCAGCUCGUCGACGACGGCCACAACGCCUGCGGCGGCCUCCUCGGCCACCUCCACAGCCGCCGCAGCCACGGCCGCGGCGGCCGGCGGCGGCGGCCCCCCGCCCGGCGCCUCGGGGGGCGCGGCCGCGCCCGCUGCCGUGCCCGACGCGUCCGCGGCGCCCUCGGCGCUGGCGGCGCCAGCAG